Pyrus x bretschneideri (Chinese white pear) is the source of this 1760-nucleotide messenger RNA. RefSeq lists its product as uncharacterized. Lineage: Eukaryota; Viridiplantae; Streptophyta; Magnoliopsida; Rosales; Rosaceae. The coding region runs from base 114 to 1130 and encodes 338 amino acids. The transcript is spliced from 11 exons. Gene Ontology annotation, molecular function: catalytic activity. The record is from RefSeq and is a predicted model, not a curated record.
CCCAGACCAUCCUCUUUCUCGGGAUACAGAGUAUCGAUACUACAGCCAAACAAACCACUGCAAGCGGCGUUCUUCCUCCGCCGGAUGUUAAACUCACCCGCAGGUGACACAACAUGCUAACUCUUACAGGAGGCUCCACACCCAUUGCCGCGAAAUGCACAAUCCAAAUCAAAAGGCGGUUCAGGGUUCGCUCCGCCGCUGCCGGGUUCCCUUCUUUCCUUCCCAAAGAGGUCGAAAAGAUAAAAGACCCGUUUGCCCGCAAGCUCGCCGCCCGAAUUGAAAGGCUACCCGUGAGUUUUGGAGAGAAUAGUGUGAUGAGUAGUUGUGUGAAGCCAUUGGUGCAGAGCGAGACGAGUCCCGUGGUUCUUCUCCAUGGUUUUGACAGCUCCUGUUUAGAAUGGAGAUAUACUUAUCCAUUGCUCGAGGAAGCGGGAUUGGAGACUUGGGCUGUGGACAUUCUUGGUUGGGGUUUCUCCGAUUUAGAAAGACUUCCCUCCUGCAAUGUGGUCUCUAAGCGUGAGCAUUUUUAUCAGCUUUGGAAAUCCUACAUUAAGAGGCCAAUGAUAUUGGUUGGACCAAGCCUUGGUGCUGCUGUUGCAAUCGACUUUGCAGUCAGCCAUCCAGAAGCUGUCGAAAGGCUGGUGUUGGUUGAUGCAAGUGUGUAUACAGAAGGCACGGGAAAUCUAGCAACCAUGCCUAAAAUGUUAGCUUAUGCUGGAGUGUAUAUACUGAAGAGUCUCCCGCUGCGCAUCUAUGCAAACUUUUUGAGCUUCAGUGGCAUAUCACUUGCUACCAGUUUAGAUUGGACUAAUAUUGGCCGCUUGCAUUGUCUGUUUCCUUGGUGGGAGGAUGCAGCUGUGGAUUUCAUGAUGAGUGGGGGUUAUAAUGUUAGUGCCCAGAUAGAACAGGUAAAGCAAAGGACGCUUAUCAUAUGGGGUGAGGAUGACCAGAUUAUUAGCAGCAAGCUUGGAGUGAGACUGCACUGCGAAUUGCCAAAUGCUAUUUUACGACAAAUACCAGAAUGCGGACACCUUCCUCACGUGGAAAAGCCAAGCUCUGUUGCAAAGUUGAUUGUGGAAUUUGUUCAACAAGAUCAGUACAAAGAAGUCCAAUGUAUUUCUCAAGUUUGAAGUUUUGACAAGCUGGUGGAUUCUAACCGUGUUUCCAACAAAUCUGCUGUGCUGUGCUGUACUGAAUAUAAUACAACACAAUGAUUUUACCUCUCAUUUUUUCAUUUCUGUACACUCUUGCUUAUUUCCGACUCAUAAUUCUUAGGUAACUUAUUUAAUCUAAAAACGAAAACGAAACAUUAUCAAACGGGUCCUUGAAAUUGACACAUUCGAUUGCCUCGAUGUUGUCUCGUAGUUAUGCUACAUGAAACGUAAGUUUAAACACAAUGUUCAGGCUCCAUUAGGAUACCUAAAUUGAUUGUUAACCUCAGUGAUAGGGGCUAACGAAAAAAUUGUAAAUCGCAACAAAAUCCGGCAUGUAACCGGAUUCAUUAUUUGUAUUAUUAGUACUUUUCGAUAACAUGUCACGCAAUCAGCGAGGCGCUUUGGUGAAAUAAUGGUAGGGGUAGAGCGUAGUUCCAUUAAAUUAAAAAAUAGUGGCUCGUAUACAUGUACAAAAGGGAAGAUCUAAAAAGAAAGAGAGGAUCAGAUUCCUACCCCCAAUAAGCACUAGCAGCAGCACCACUCAAAAUGGAAUCGAAUUCCCCAGCUUUUUCACAAUGGAGCAAGGAAAGCAAAACACAGAAACCA